AUGACAUCUACCUACUUCGACAGUGCCGUGGAUGCUCACGUCGGAAGCCAGCUGCUCAACUCUGUGAUUGGACCCGAAGGAAUGCUCCACAACAAGACCCGCAUCCUGGUGACGAAUGAGCUGUCGUUAUUGGAAAAGACGGAUCUGAUCAUGGCGAUGAAGGAUGGACGGAUUGAGUUUGAGGGAAAGUACGAAGAGCUAAUGCAAUAAGAUGCUUUCGAGCAAUUGCUGAUCGAGUGUGAGCAAGUGGACCAGAAGCGACGUGAAAGCCGCCCUUUCAGCUGACGACGACGAUGACACCUCGGAGCCAGGAGGCAUCAUGACUGAAGGAGAUGCGGACUUUGAGUACCAUGAUGAUGUGAUGGCGUCGGGAAACAGUAUUGGAGUCCGUCUGGGAGUGUACGCUGGCCUCGUAUUCUUGGAAAGUGAGUUUUCCCGCCACGUGCGUCCUCAGAAAGUCAUUCUUUCUUUUCAGUUAUCGUUCUCUUCAUCGGAAUGCUGUCCCUGCUUAACGGAGGAGUAUCGGCUUUGAGAAACCUGCACGCCCGCUGA
Caenorhabditis sp. 36 PRJEB53466 is the source of this 552-nucleotide messenger RNA. The record is from the annotation of a GenBank genome assembly. NCBI's taxonomy places the organism in Eukaryota, Metazoa, Nematoda, Chromadorea, Rhabditida, Rhabditidae.